Molecule: messenger RNA, 4857 nt
Organism: Ilyonectria robusta
Lineage: Eukaryota; Fungi; Ascomycota; Sordariomycetes; Hypocreales; Nectriaceae
Exons: 1
Coding region: 1-4857 (1618 amino acids)
Biological process (GO): positive regulation of GTPase activity; regulation of small GTPase mediated signal transduction; negative regulation of TOR signaling
Cellular component (GO): cytoplasm; TSC1-TSC2 complex; nucleus
Molecular function (GO): GTPase activator activity
Source: RefSeq, a predicted model, not a curated record
AUGCUACGCCGUCUAGCCUCGCUUAGCCACCAAGACCCCGAGACUUCACAAGAGCACAUGUUAAUGUCCCCGCAGCCAGGAGAUGUUCCAUCGUCACCAGAUUCAUCCCGUCAGGGAGGCCUCGCCAACGUCUUACGGGGCCUAACAAGCUCAAAGCUCUCCAAGUCAUCGCCGUCUAUUGCUUCACCAUCAUCCUCGGCCGCCAUACCCACUGCUGAGUUCGUCCAUGCUACUUCUGCGAACCUGUCUCAAAGGCUGUCGCCAAGCCACAUGGAGUCCUUCGAACUUCUCAAGAACGGCUCUCUCAAUGAGCGUAUCGCCGCUGCCAACUCCCUGCGGUUCUCUAUUUCUGAGUACCCCCUCAAUCCCGUCCUGGAUAUCUGGUAUGCUGCGAAGGACCUUAUCGAUCCGGCAAAACCCGCCACUGCCCGUACCGCCGGCUGGGAGCUUCUGACCGAGUGUGUCAAGCAUGCUGCCUCCACCGAUCUUGAGCGCCAGGAGUACUUCACGACACUGUCUUCACCCGCACACUCGGAUGAUUUUCACCUUCAACUAGCAGCUCUUGUCGACCUUACGCAUCAUGGCCGCGUCCUGACUGGCUUCGACUAUGAACUUAUCCCUUUGCUGACCAGUUGGCUCCGGGAAACCUACAACACGGUGCGACUGGCUCCGCGCAAGGCCGCAAGAAGCAAUAAGAGCUCAACGAAAAGCCGGGUGGCCACCCCCGGAGAAGAGAAGAACCUCUCCCAGCUCUUUGCUUUCUUGAUUGAUGUGACCAAAUUCAGCUUCAACAAUGCUGACGAGACCACCGUUGUCAACUUGAUCGACAGGCUUUUAGCCAUUUGUGUAUCCACCAAUUCGGAGGAUGACCUGAGAUCGAGCAUCGCUGUCAUUGACACUAUUGUGACUUUUGGCUCUAUACCCGACUUGAAACUCAGGGGUUGCAUCCAAGUUCUGGGCUCAAUCUAUUGCAUGGUCGGAAAACUCCAAAAGCCUGCUUGGCACACUCUUUCCAAUCUCUGCAAGUCCCACAAUGGUCAUCUCACCAUCCGCAUCUUGCUCGACAUUCUGCGCAACAAUUCUGCGGAUGGCAUCAAGGAAAAGGAUGCCAAUCGGGAGAUUCGUGGCGCCCUCGCCGUCCUACAGAAACUACUAUCGAAGAACCUAGAGAAAGGAUACCCGCCUGUCCCAUAUGCCUUGUUAGCCGAUGGACUCUCCACAAUUGCCAAGACAACAUCUUCUGUCAGGACUUGUGUCGCUGCCCUCCAGCUCAUCAACGCCCUGUUCGACGAUGGACAAGGUAACAUCCACCGCUUAAUCGUCGAUGAGGAUUGGUCAGUGAUUCUGGAUGCCGCCUCAGAAUGCUCCAAGAGAGCGUCUGCUGAGCAUUAUGAGGUGGAUAGACUUCGCAUACACUCGAGAGACGAGCGCCCAGAAGAUUUUGUGAGUCGGGAGCUCAUCUCUCUCAUCAAGCGACUCGACGUCCUUGUAAAUCAAAAGACUGGUGACUUCGUCCCUCGGCAAAUCGUCGUCAAAUUUCUCACCGAAGUUCAUCAACUACUUCCUGAUGCGACGGUAUCUGCAGUGCUUGACUACUUCCAACAAUUCAGGUGCUGCUCUCCGUCAGACCUUUACUGGGAAGACAAUUUGGCGUUGGUCUUGAAGGGUUUCUUUUGCAAUCGGGACCGAUCGUCCAAUAUCCGACUCCGAGCUCUAGAAACCAUCAUGGACGCAUACGAAAUCGUCGACCUCGUCGGUGAUGAUCCUGAACAGAGAUUCAUCCCACAUCUAGCCAAGAGUAUCCUUCAGGAUGUGGCAGAAGAAACCGAUGUGCUGGUUCUUGAAGCCAUCAUGUCAUUGAUGAUUUCCGUUGUAGCAUCAUGUGAAAUGGAACUCUUUGAUUAUAUCAUCGAUGCUUUGAGAGGUAUUGUCGUGAGCGAUCGAUUGAAAUCGCCGAUCUCUUCCUCGGCCUCGCCGAAUCCUUUCGCUUCCCCUCCUUCCCACGAAUCCAAUUCUGUACCAGAGCAGUCACCGUCGAACGUGGUGGCAAAGGGAUAUGUAAAAAUGUUUGUGCAAACGAUGGAAUAUCACAGCGCAAAGAGUAUCCGCCUGUUCAAUGCCUUAGUCAACAUUGCAAAAUCCAAUCAUUGCGAGGUGGAUGCCCGGUUGACUACCAUGAAACUCUUGUUUCGGUUACGGGGGGACUGGGCUAAUCGGAUUUUCAUCACAAAGGUCCUCGAGACCAAUUUCCUUGCGCCUUCCCUUUGCCGCACGGAAGAUUCCUUUGCCAAGAGGCAGGCAGAAGAAGCUGCCCAAGCACAGCGGCUAUCGAGAAGUGAGCAUGGUAGCGCUUCGCGAUCCUCGCGGGGUGUCUCAUUUGGACAGGGUCAGGCCAAUGAAAGGGGCCUUCCAGUUCGAUCUGGCAGCGGUGCCGGUAUCAAGAGCAACUCGGGUCGAUACCAUCAGCUAUGGAGACUCCCGGAUCCAGAUGCCUUACCAGCAGGCGUCACUGGAGCUGUCAGCCCGGUGUUAGUCUCUCAUGUUCCACAAUCGAGUGAUGUUGAUUUCGACGAGUCAGAGGAUAAUUCAGCCGAAGGCACAAAUCAUGUUGGAUCUGUCGCACUGAAUAUUCCCGUUUGGCUCGAGGCUGUCCUAAGCCUUCUUCAUGGGUGCGAUUGGGAGGUCUACAGCUUCGUAUUGGUCCACCUUCCGUCGCAGCUGAGCAACCAUGCUCUAUUUCGAGAUGCGAUCCCGCAGAUUCAGGAGCUACGGCGACUUAUCUGCGAACAAAUCUGGAAAAACAGCUUCCAAGAGCCACCGAAUGCAUCAGGCUUGCGUCGAGCUGAUGUGGCUAUCUGCCUCUUCCACAGCUUGACGAUGAUCCUGAGUUAUCACGUCUAUUUCCAGAAAGGAGAGGAAGACGAAAUCGUGAGGUCAUUUGUUCAUGGCAUCGCGACCUGGGAGCGAAGCGCAAAGUGCUGCAUCCAUGCCUUGUCGAUUUGUUGCCACGAGCUUCCACUUUCGACGAGCAAAUCACUGGUUCAGUUGUUGACCAAAAUGUCUACAAUCAUUACCCAGCCUCAUGUUUCGAUCCACAUCCUCGAAUUUCUCGCCACCCUCAGUCGACAACACAAUGUAUACGUCAAUUUCCGAGAGGAGGAGUACAGGAUUGUCUUCGGCAUCUGCAUUCGAUACCUACAAUCUGUGCGGGACAAGAAAGAGUCCAACCGGAACAGCCACGUGAGCGAACCAUCAACCCCGGCAACCUCAACUCCGAAUCUCGCCGAAGCGACGCACCCAAGUGCAACAGACGACCUUCCACAAUAUGUAUAUGCUCUUGCGUACCAUGUGAUUCUUUUCUGGUUCCUUGCCCUGAAGCUCCCCGAUCGGGCGAGCCUUGUCGGGUGGAUUGUUCGGAACCUGUUUAGUGAUUCUGAGGAUGGACAAACCGACCAUGAACAAGCAUUUACAUCCGUCGACUUCAUGCAGAGGGUCACGUAUGCAGAUGUUGAUGAGUCUUUGGAGGAUCCUCAUUUCACUGAGGACCGCUUUGGAGAGAUUGUAACGAGGAACUGGUUGGUUGGGCAUAGCAUUGUCACUGUCAUGCAGGCCACGGUCACUGGCUGGGCUCAGAUCAUUAAGAGACAGCCAUCUGGGACUUCAGUAUAUAAGAUUCGGGAAACCUUCAACCCACCUCCGCCACAUCAAACCCAGAACUAUGUCGACAUUACGAGAGAGGGUCAGGGAUCGACCAACACGGUUCUUCCGAGUCACUUAUUGAUUCAGCUGCUUUCCUCAUUUCCGCAAAGCAAUGAACUUGGACGACCCUUUCCCUUGCCCGAUGAGGAGUAUGUGGACAGAUUCAUUCGGGUCUUUGAUCGCAGCUCCACGGUUGAUGGCCAUAAGGUUGGCGUCAUCUACAUCGGAGAAGGCCAGACGGAUGAGGCAGAGAUCCUUGCCAAUGUGUCUGGCAGUAGCGAUUACGUGGAAUUCCUCAACAACUUGGGGACGUUGACGAAGCUGCAGGGGGCUAAGUUUAACAGCCACGGCCUAGAUCGCGACACUGGCGGUGAUGGCCAGUAUACCUUCUGCUGGCGCGAUAGGGUUACGGAAAUCGUCUUUCACGUGACGACACAAAUGCCGACGGACCUGGAGAAUGACCCGCGAUCUGACAAGAAGAAGCGGCACAUCGGUAAUGAUUUCGUCAACAUCGUAUUCAACGACUCCGGGUUGCCGUUCAGAUUUGACACGUUUCCGGGUGACUUCAACUUCGUGCACAUCGUAAUUACGCCGGCGUCUCGUGCCUCAUUUAUUGCGACAAGAGAUUCCCCCUUGGGAGGUGGGCAGCCGUUCUACCGAGUUCAGGUGAUGAGCAAACCUGGUUUCCCGGAGAUCUCGCCCGCUUCUGAGCUUAAGAUGGUCUCGUUGACUGCUCUUCCUAGCUUGAUCCGUCUGAUCGCACUCAACGCCUCCGUGUUCUCCCAAGUGUGGGCUAACCGUGAGGGCGAACAUGUUAGCUCGUGGCUAAGCCGGCUGAGGGCCAUCAAGCGGCUGCGCGAGAAGUAUACACCCAAAUUGGGCAACCUGACGCCCUCGGCAUCGCAGUCGUCGUCACUUGGUGGGCUUGCACAGCAGCAGCAAAGUGAAUCGUCAUCGAGGCCGAGCAGCACUGUGCGCGAUAGCUUUAUUAGCCUCCGCCGGACAAGUGUAGCGACCUAUUUCACAAGCGCGAGCGAGCAGACAUCUCAUCGAUCCUCAACUCUCUCCUCGUCAACCACUACAAACGACACAGAGGUUGGUACAACGCAAGGAUUAGACUCGAUGGUAGAGUCAGUGGAUUUCUCAAAGUGGGCCUGA